Molecule: messenger RNA, 1686 nt
Organism: Symbiodinium sp. CCMP2592
Lineage: Eukaryota; Dinophyceae; Suessiales; Symbiodiniaceae
Source: the annotation of a GenBank genome assembly
AUGUUGCAGGAGACCUUGUACCUGACCCUCAAGGAGGAGGCCUCCAUGGUGGAUUCGUCAUUACCUGGUCGCAGCAUUGAGGCAUUUUUGGAUGCGUGCGGUGGUGGAUACUUGUAUGAUGGACUCCGUCGGAGCCUUCGCAGCGUCUACUUGGAUGGCUACGGUCCUCUGAAGCUCCUUUCGGGUGUGUCGGUCUUGCGCCUGGACAUCCAGGUUCCAGCCCUUCCGGCGCUGCAGGAGCUCAGGGAUCGAGUCCUGGGCGGCGACUUCGAGCGAGAUGUAAACGCGUUCCUCGUCGCCGAUCCUUUGCAGAUCCAAGUGGACCAAGCCAGGUUCCUGGAAGUCUACGAGCAAAGCCUUCUCGCUUUUGGGGAGCUUGCGCCGGAGCAACGCAUGAAGUGGAAGGAGAUGAUCGGCCUGCAGGAGAUACAUCUCCGGCUCUCCUCGCCGAGCCUGGCAGCCUCCUUUCUGGACCUUCUUGAGGUGAGCCCCUCGGCUCAGGGCUUGUACGUGGCUUCGACGGAGGCCAAAGUGUUGGAUUUCGUGCAGUGCUUGGCAGAUCAGAUUCGGAAGGACUCCGGUGAUAGGGGCACCCCAGAACGGUGCAGGGCAAAGAUGAAGGACACCUUUUCCAGGCUCACACUUCUCCAUGCUCCAUAUACGACUCUUCUGCUUCCGGAGUUGCAUGGCAACUGCGUGUACACAGAGCCUGUGUUCAACGUGGACGAGACCUUUGACUUCGGCAUGUUUGAGGGAACUCCAAAUGUCCUUUCUGAGUGCUUUGAGGCGGACAGUACCUCGCUGUUGCGCAUCUUUGCAGACAGCCACUGGCUUCCGUCUGACCCAUCACACCUCGCGUCCUCGCGCGCACGCUGUCCAGGCCUUACGGAACUCAAGCUUCCCGAGCUCCCAAGCUCAAGCAGUCCAUCGAUGUUGGUAAGCCCAGACGAUGAAGAACAGCCUGUAGCAUGCUUGGGCCUUGGUGGGCCACCGGUCAAGACGUUCCUUUUCAGCUGCGACGACUGGAGUCCAGACUGCCCAUGUGGGUUCACCUGUCCUUUCCACUUGCUGGAAGAAACUCUUCAUUCAACGCCACCGAGUCCUGAUGCGACAAGAUAUGCACAGUACACCACUCACGUCCUGAGAGCUCUUCGACACGUGGUGGAGACGUUUCCUGGGAUCAGCCUUCAGCAUCGCCUAGCCUUGUUGGUGCCGGAUAAUGAGUUCUGCGACAGGUUAAAGCCGAUUCUGCAAAGGCGCCUGCGCCACCGACUUCCACAUAGGCACCUCUCCUUACUCUCUUUCGAGGAAUCCUCGCGCAAGCUGCGUUCACAGCCAAGCACUGUCUCCGCCACGACAGAGCAAGAGAGUAUCGUUCUGGAUUGCAUUGACAAUGCAGAUGGCCUGGGCAGUCUGAUGACAGUUUGUAUUGGGCUGGAUGCACCCAGAAGUGGUCAUCCUGGUGGUAUGCAGACCUCCCAACUUUACCGGGGUAUGAUGCAUGCUCAGCUUCUGGCGUACGUGGUGAAUGAACACUUGCCAGGUGGUUGGUUGCAGCUCUGGAGUGCAGACACAGGAGAUCCACUCCUUCGAAAUGAUGCGCCAAACGCUGCGGUUUCUGCUGCACUCGAGAUCCUCGCGGCGGACGGUCUGAGCUUUGAGGCACCCGCUACAGAACGAAAUUGA